AAUAGAAAAGGAAAGGGAAAAUAAGAGAUUAAAAGGGAAAGAGAAAUGAAGAGAGGGGAGAGUUAGCUGGUUCUCUCUCCUCUUCUGUCUCUCCUACUUUUGCUCUUAUGGUGCCAUGUCUCCUCUCCAAUUGAGUUAGGCUUCUUUCUCUUUCAUUCUCUCACUUAUUAUUAUUCAAAAACAAAAUCUAAUUCUUCUUCUCCUUUCAUUUAAUUCUCAGUGUCAUCUCUCUCUCCUCUAGAUCUUUACUUCACUCAGCUCUCCUUUCUUUUUCUCACUGUCAAGCACCGCUCUCUUUUCUUGGAAACUUCUUUUUCCUCUUCUCUUCAAUGUUUAAUCUAAUUUCAUGAUAUGGGUUUUACUUUGCUGGAUCUGGGUAUUAUUAUUUUCAUGUUUUUUGAUUGGUUAUCUUUUGUUUUCGUCAACUCCUCAAAUGUGAAGCUCCAAUUUCACUCAUUAUGGGGUUUAUGGGUUUGAUCGGGUCUCAAUUUCCAGCUUCCAUUUGUAUGCUAGCUAUUGUUUUGCAAAUCUGAUUCAAUCUGUUCAUUUUUUCUCAUUUUUUUUUUCAGUUUUCAAUUGGGGUUUAAGGGUUUUGGCAAUUUUUUUCUCCAAUAAUUUUGUUGAUUUUGGUUUUUGUAUUUUAAUUUCUUCCAUUUCAUUAUCCCAUUCUUGUGUUUUCAUUUCCUGGUAGUUUUAUUGAGUGAGAUCAUAGGUUUUAGUCUGUGGGAAGGAUUGGGAAUCAUGGGUACCUCAUUACUCAAUUGAAUUUGGCAACCGGCACACGUCUUAUUCUAUCCAGGCAUAUUUAGAAGAUGAGCAAAAUGACAAAUGGAGGUGAGGACAAUAAAAGGUCAAAAAACCGUCGAGAUUCUCCAUCAGUUGAAGAAGCCAGUAAUGGUCCCUUGAAGAAAGGCCCAUGGACCGCAGCAGAAGAUGCAAUUUUGGUGGAAUAUGUCACUAAGCAUGGAGAGGGAAAUUGGAAUGCUGUUCAGAAGCAUUCAGGGCUCUCUCGUUGUGGAAAAAGCUGCCGCUUGCGAUGGGCAAAUCAUCUAAGGCCUGAUUUAAAGAAGGGUGCAUUCACUCCAGAGGAAGAGCGGCGCAUAAUUGAACUCCAUGCAAAGAUGGGAAACAAAUGGGCGAGGAUGGCUGCAGAGUUGCCUGGACGCACAGACAAUGAGAUAAAGAACUACUGGAAUACAAGAAUAAAGAGAUUGCAACGUGCUGGUUUACCAGUUUAUCCUCCAGAAGUAUGCCAGCAAGUAUUAAAUGGAAGUCAAGAAAGUCAAAACAUGGGCACACUACAAAAUACAGAUGCAUGUGGUCCGGAUCUGAUACAGUCUGACCAUUUUGAGAUUCCUGAAGUGGAAUUCAAGAAUUUAGAACUCAAUCGAGGACUUAUUUAUUCACCAACAGUUCUUGAUAUUCCUACAAGCAGCAUGCUGAAAUCAGGUGUAUGUUCCUCCCAUGGCAGUAGCUUUAUGCUUCCAACUAUGCAUCCUCACAAACGCCUUCGAGAAUCACAGACCAUAUUCCCUAGUCUGGAUGGUGGUGUUGGCAGUGGCCUCUCAGCAUUCAAUCAAUCAACAGAUUACUUUUCUGAGAAGAUCACAGAAUCCUUUGAUAUAUCUUCUCAGUAUGAUUCUCAUACGAACACCUUUGGCCAGCCACCACUGUGUGUUCUUCCUGGCAGUCAUGCCCUAUUAAAUGACAAUUCUUCUUCUUCUGAGCCCUUAUGUGGGGCUAUGAAGUUGGAGCUCCCUUCACUCCAAUAUCCAGAAACUCAACAAGAUAGCUGGGGGACACCUAAUUCCCCAUUGCCUUCACUUGAGUCUGUUGAUACUUUGAUUCUGUCUCCUCCAGCUGAACAGACUCAAUCAGAUUGCCUUUCACCACGAAGCAGUGGUCUGUUGGAAGCAGUACUAUAUGAAUCACAGACUUUGAAGAACUCAAAGAAAUGCUCUGGUCAUCAGACUUCAGAUACUUCUGUUGCAACUGGUGAUGUAGAGGAUUGCCCCUUCAAUACCUAUAACACAGAAUGGGAAGUACAUCAUGACCCAAAUUCACCUUUAGGUCACUCUGCUGCAUCAGUAUUCAGUGCAUGUACUCCUAUCAGCGGAAGCUCAUCAGAUGAACCAGGAUUUGAACUCAAGCCUGAAACAACCAAUCAGGUUUCAACCCCAUACAUUGAAGGGAAAGAAGCUCCCAAGCAGAUUGACUUUACAAGACCAGAUGUUUUACUCGGUUCAGGCUGGUUUGGGCUUGGCAGUGGGUUCGUUAACAACCAAUCUGUACGAACUGAUGAAGUAGGAGCAUGUCUUGGUGAUGAUAUUGAUAGCGAAUGCUAGCAAAUGGAUGCUCAGAAUUUUAAUCAAGAUUGCAAGUGAGAGAACUUGCCAAUUUGUUAGCUCUGAUGCUUUAUUCAUCCUUCUAACUGCAUUCACCCUCAUUAUCUUUUCAUUAUGAUUUGCUGAGAGGUUCUCUUUCCAAUAUCUUGUGAACUAUGACAUGACAAUUUGCAUGUUAGUAUGCUUGCAUAUCUCUUGAUCAUUUCUUUUCGUAGCAGUGGAGAGGUUGGAUGAUUUUAUGAAACAUUAAUUUUCUCCUUUUGUGUAAUGGCAAUCAAUAAUCGAAAUUUUGCACUAUAA
This is a messenger RNA of Manihot esculenta (cassava), 2645 nucleotides long. RefSeq names its product transcription factor GAMYB. The record is from RefSeq and is a predicted model, not a curated record. The coding region runs from base 813 to 2345 and encodes 510 amino acids. NCBI's taxonomy places the organism in Eukaryota, Viridiplantae, Streptophyta, Magnoliopsida, Malpighiales, Euphorbiaceae. The transcript has 4 exons.